UCUCCUUUCUGUCAGAUUAUCCUCUAGCUGAGGAUGAUGAUGUUGGACAAGAUAGAUAUGGUGUCUGUUCCUUGGAGCCACCAGAGAAGACAGACAUAUAAAUAAGCUAUCACCAUUAAAUGAGCACACAGUGCUGGGAUGGCACAUAAAUGAACAUCCUGCCUUAUUAUGAGUGAUCAGGAAAGGCUUGCUUCCCAUGGGAAAUGGGAUUUGCACUCACACUUCCAGUAACAGUCAAGAUGGAGGGUAGGAAUGGGAAGGGAAGAGCAUUCUAGAUUUGCCAGCAUUUUUAGCAUGUGGGCUGAAGUUGAGUCAGGGAAUCAAUGGGAGUCAUAAGAGGCCACAGAGGUGAGUGGGGGCAAACACCACUCUCUAGUGCAGCAGCGUUGGAUAAAUCAGAGCUGGAAGGAAGAAAAGCCUGCAUUAGGGGUGUGUGAGGGGGUGGAGAUUUAAAGGUCGUCCAAUCCAGUGGCUUUUCGUACUGUCUCCCUUCCCCCAGGGCUCAUUUUGUAAUUUUAUGGGAGGUAUUUUGUUGUAUUUGCUGGCGGUGAUAGCAUUUCUACCAGCAUUGUGGAUCGGAGCCAGGAUCCUGCAAUGCACAGGACAGUCCUGCCCACUGAAAAAAUGUUCACAGUUUCAAAUGUCUUGCUGAACAUUCAGGGCUAACAGUCAGCAUGGGCCACACCGGAGCCUGAGGAUCGAUCAGGCUGCAGCCGCAGGGGACCCGGAGAGAGCAACACCGAGAAGAAGAGACCUUGCUCCUAGAGAGGCCAGGCCGCCUGGUGACGCACUUCCGGCAGCGCCGGGGAGCCGCCUGCUCCGGGGGUUGCACCAAUUGGAACGGGAAGCCUGUGUUGCUGUCACAGCCACGAGGCCCCGGGCAUUUAGCACUUGGUCUGCUGGGGGAAGAUGCGUGGUGCAGCUAAAGGGUGGAAUAUUUGUGGGCCUGAAGCUGCCCUGGAUGAUAGUGCAAGUCUUUUGAUGAGUUGAGGUCUGGCAGGAACAUUAACCUAUGUGCAUCCCAAGUAUGGACCGUGUGCUCCCAGGCUUCUGACAUGGGGUCAUGAAUUAGGGCCAAGUGGGAGUACAGAGCCCCUCCUAGUCACCCGGCAGCAGAAGAAGCCCGGCUUUUGGAGGACACUGUCUCCUGCAGCAGUGUCAGUCCCAAAAGCUCCAGCCCUUCUCUGAGAGGGAGACGGGGGGGAUGGCAGCCAUGCACCUGACAGCCUGGCCCCAGAAGUUGGUGACCUUUGAGGACGUGGCUGUGUACUUCACCCAGGCGGAAUGGGAUGGCCUGUCCCCUGCACAGAGGAUCCUGUACAGGGAUGUGAUGCUGGAGAAUUAUGGGAAUGUGGCCUCCCUGGGAUUUCCACUUCUCAAACCUGCUGUGAUCUCACAACUGGAGGGAGGAGGUGAGCUGGGGGCCCCAUCUCCACUGGCUGCAGGAACAGGCCUCCAUGGCCUCCGGACUGGUAAGGGAGUAGAUAUUCAGACUGACAGUGAUUUCACAAAGGAAAUGUAUUACGGGAAAGAGGAUGUAUCAUUUGAACUUCAAAGGGACUUUUCCCAGGAAACAGGCUUUUUAGAAACCUCUCUUCUAGAGAAACAACAGGAAGUCUACUCUGCAGGAAAUAUAAAGAAGGAAAAAAGCAACACCAUUGAUGGAACAGUGAAAGAUGAGACAAGCCCCAUGGAGGAGUGUUUUUUUAGUCAAAGUCCAAACUCAUAUCUGUGUCAUACCAUCACUGUAGAGCAGCCCUCUGGGUGUACAGGCCUGGGGAAAGCCAUCAGCUUUGAUACAAAACUCGUUAAGCAUGAAAUAAUUAAUUCUGAGGAAAGGGCUUUCAAAUGUGAAGAAUUAGUGGAGCCCUUUAGGUGUGACUCUCAGCUUAAUCAACAUCAAGAGAACUACACUGAGGAAAAGCCUUAUCAAUGUUUGGAGUGUGGCAAAGCUUUCAGCAUUAAUGAGAAAUUAAUUUGGCAUCAAAGACUUCACAGUGGGGAGAAACCCUUCAAAUGUGUGGAGUGUGGAAAAAGCUUCAGCUACAGUUCCCAUUAUAUCACACAUCAGACAAUCCACAGUGGGGAGAAGCCCUAUCAGUGUAAGGUAUGUGGGAAGGCCUUCAGUGUUAAUGGAAGCCUAAGUAGGCAUCAGAGAAUUCAUACGGGAGAGAGGCCUUAUCAGUGCAAGGAGUGUGGAAAUGGCUUCAGCUGUAGUUCUGCAUAUAUUACACAUCAGAGAGUCCACACUGGGGAGAAACCUUACGAGUGUAAUGACUGUGGGAAAGCUUUCAAUGUUAAUGCAAAAUUAAUUCAACAUCAGAGAAUCCACACUGGAGAGAAACCUUAUGAAUGUAAUGAAUGUGGAAAAGUCUUCAGGUGCAGCUCCCAGCUUAGGCAGCAUCAAAGCAUCCACACAGGAGAGAAGCCCUAUCAGUGUAAGGAGUGUGGAAAAGGCUUCAGUAAUAAUACAAAACUCAUUCAGCAUCAGCGAAUCCACACAGGUGAGAAACCCUAUGAAUGCACUGAAUGUGGAAAAGCCUUUAGUGUCAAAGGGAAGUUAAUCCAACACCAGAGAAUUCACACAGGUGAGAAACCCUAUGAGUGUAAUGAAUGUGGGAAAGCCUUCAGGUGUAACUCCCAAUUUCGACAGCAUCUGAAAAUUCACACUGGGGAGAAGCCUUAUGAGUGUAAUGAGUGUGGAAAGGCCUUCAGUGUUAAUGGGAAACUAAUGCGGCAUCAGAGAAUUCACACUGGGGAGAAACCUUUUGAAUGUAAUGAGUGUGGGAGAUGCUUUACUUCUAAAAGAAAUCUACUUGAUCAUCACCGAAUCCAUACUGGAGAAAAGCCUUUUCAAUGUAAGGAAUGUGGGAAAGCCUUUAGUAUCAAUGCCAAAUUAACUAGGCAUCAGAGGAUACAUACUGGGGAGAAACCUUUCAAAUGUAUGGAAUGUGAGAAAGCGUUCAGCUGUAGUUCCAACUAUAUUGUGCACCAGAGAAUCCAUACUGGAGAGAAACCCUUUCAGUGUAAGGAGUGUGGAAAAGCCUUCCAUGUUAAUGCCCAUUUAAUUCGGCAUCAGAGAAGCCACACUGGGGAGAAACCCUUCAGAUGUGUGGAAUGUGGCAAAGGCUUCAGCUUUAGUUCUGACUACAUUAUACACCAGACGGUCCACACUUGGAAGAAACCAUAUAUGUGUAAUGUGUGUGGGAAAGCAUUCAGGUUUAGCUUCCAACUCAGUCAGCAUCAGAGUGUCCAUAGUGAAGGAAAAUCCUAAUAAUGAGAAAGAUGUAGAAAACUCUCAAGGUUAAUGCCAAAAUAGAUCAAGUAUCAUCAGAUUCAUCCAUUGAAAAACCCCCAAGAGGGAAUGAAUGUGGCAGAGUCUUCAUAUGGCAACAGUUUUUAUUCUAUUCAAUUUUUAAUCAGGAAAGGAUGACCAGUUAAAGAGAAACAUCCAAAAAUAAAUAGCUUUGUUUUGUACCAACAGGACUUGGAAAAUAUUUCAUUCCCAGUAGCAUCAAGAAAAGUAGAUUUUUCUAGAAAUAAAGUUAUGGAGGACUUGUGUGGAGAAAUUUAAGCCUUCACCUGAGGGCCACUUUACAAAGGAAAUUUGAAUAAAUGGAGAGAGAGAGAAGCCUUGUUCUUGGAUAGAAAAACCCAUAAUAAAGAUAUUUACUCUACAUACCUUAAUUUAUUUGUUUAAUUUUUGACAACAAGCAUGCAUACUUUGAAAAGAUGAAAAGUAAUAAAGAUUUAUUUAAAAAAGGAAAAA
Molecule: messenger RNA, 3769 nt
Organism: Sapajus apella (tufted capuchin)
Lineage: Eukaryota; Metazoa; Chordata; Mammalia; Primates; Cebidae
Gene: ZNF23
Product: zinc finger protein 23
Exons: 7
Coding region: 1205-3274 (689 amino acids)
Biological process (GO): negative regulation of transcription by RNA polymerase II; regulation of cytokine production; regulation of immune system process
Molecular function (GO): RNA polymerase II cis-regulatory region sequence-specific DNA binding; DNA-binding transcription factor activity, RNA polymerase II-specific
Source: RefSeq, a predicted model, not a curated record